GCCUUUUACUAGCACUGACGCUCUAGUCAGGCCAUCACCAUCGUGGGAGAGAAAGAGAAAGACAGACCACGCUAUCAAGCUAGCUGGCUAACUUCAGCCCCCUGCGUGACAGAGAACCACAAACCCAUCCCUCCCCGCCAGCCCGCUUCCACCACCCGGGCUCCAUUUGGUGGGCCCCCUCUCAUCUCCAGCCCUGGUUGGUGGAGAUUGACUGCAGCGAGGACUCCACACCGUUCUGGCUUCCCUGUCAUGGCAUCCAACAGCAUCUUUGACUCCUUCUCCAACUACAGCAGCAGUCUACUCAGAGAGCCGCCCACCACCAGACGGUUCACGCCGCCCUCCACGUCCUUCCCCUGCAGUAAGAUUGUAGACGGCAACGGGGCCAUGGCCACCCCUGGGCCCCUCAGGUCAAGACCGGACACCAGGAACGUGGUGGACGUCCUGGCGGAUCACGCCGGCGAGCUGGUCCGGACUGACAGCCCCAACUUCCUCUGCUCUGUCCUCCCGUCUCACUGGAGGUGCAACAAGACGCUCCCCGUGGCUUUCAAGGUCGUGGCUCUCGGUGAUGUCCCCGACGGGACUCUGGUCACCGUGAUGGCCGGGAACGACGAGAACUACUCGGCCGAGCUGAGGAACGCCUCCGCCGUGAUGAAGAACCAGGUGGCCCGCUUCAACGACCUGCGCUUCGUGGGCAGGAGCGGACGAGGAAAGAGCUUCACUCUGACCAUCACCGUGUUCACCGGACCGCCACAAGUGGCCACCUACCAUCGCGCCAUCAAAGUCACCGUGGAUGGACCCCGGGAACCGCGCAGGCACAGAGUGAAGAUAGAAGACCCCCAGAAGAUGCAGUUCUCGGACAGGCUGUCAGAGAUCGAGCGCUACCAGCGGAGUAUGCGAAUAGGCCCAGUGAACAAUAAUCCCCGCCCCAUCCACCAAACCCACCUCAGCACCACACAAGCCCUGUGGCAGGAGCAAAUGGACACCCCGGCUCUGAAGACAUGCAAGGUGGAGGAGGACCUGAGACCAUGGCCAGGGACUGCAGAUCUCUUCCAACAGAGGACCAGCUUCCCGUCUCUGUCGCCACUGACUGACCCUCGCUUCUCAGACCCCCGCAUGCAUUACCCCGGGGCCUUCCCCUACUCCACCAACACCUCCAGCACUGGCCUCAGCGGCCUCAGCAUGUCAGCCUCUUCUAGAUACCACACCUACCUGCCGCCUCCCUAUACAAACAACCAAUCCCAGAACUUCCAGUCCAACUCCUACCUGUAUUAUGGCACAGGCUCUGGAUCCUACCAGUUCUCCAUGGUGGCGCCGGGGAACACCGGGGGUGAGCGCUCCCCUACCCGCCUGCUGUCCUGUUCAGGGGCCGCGGGCGCCGGAGGGACCAACAACCUGAUGAACCCGGGCCUGAACACCCAGAGCGAGGGCGUGGAGGCCGACGGCAGCCACAGCAACUCCCCCACUGCCAUGAGCUCAGGCCGUUUGGAUGAGUCCGUCUGGAGGCCUUACUGACUGACAGAUAGCUAGACAAUCACAAGGUGCGGGAGAAGUGAGGGAGGAAAAGUAAAGGGGAUGAUGAACAAAAACGAUGAACACUGAAAGAAAAAAAAACAAACAAAAAAAAGAGAAAAGCUGCAUGUUUGUCUUUUAUUUCUCCGGCACUCGCUUUAAAGACUUGCUGCGCUUUACCAACUCUCUCAAGACUUCCAUGUAUUUUGUAAAUUUUGAGUAAACUCCUGCACUGUGCUAAAACAUGUACUCUUAAAAGGACUAUAAAAGCCAUAUAAGUUGAGAUGAUGUUCAGCUGAAACUGUAAAUAGACCAGAGGGCAACACCAGAGAAGCCAUAGUAACCUUUCAGGAUCAUUUGACUGGUGUAAACUGGUACUCACCAAAGACAAUGGCGGUUUGAUCAUUCAGUACAGCUGAUGAACUGAAAAACCACAGCAGACAUUCAUCAAACAGACUGUUCAGACUGAUCCAACUCACUUGCUAGAUGGAGAAGAGCAGUUGGACUGGAUGUUUGUUCUCCGAGUGACUCCGAUAUCCUUCCAAGGCAUGACUGCACUGCUGUAGCAAUCAGUCCUUUUAAGCUUUAAUUACUGUAUUAUUUGCAAAAAUAUUGUGUCAGUUGUGAUCUUCAGUUGCAUCCAGGGCUGUUUCAUGUGCUCAUAGUACUUAUGCAGUACCUUGUUGCCUAAUUUAUUAACCAAAUGGACACAUUGGCCUUUGGUGCUACGGUAUGCAGUGGAUGUUUCAGCACAAUCGCUGCAUCUUUGAGAGAAAAUCAUUUUAUCUGUCAGAACUCACAAAAUGAAUUCUCCUCUGCUGUGUCAUCAGUGUAUCGAGUUUCAACAGGACAAUGGCUGAUAUUUUGAGGAAUGUAAAAGACUAACACAGAGGGGUGUUUAUUAGUUUCUUUUCCUGCAGGAAUAUUUAAGUCAUGUUGUGUCUACUCUUUCCCUUAAAUCUCUUAUUCAAGCCUUUUUCUGGAAAAAAAAUAGUCCUAGUCUGGUAUUUUGGAACUGGAUGACGCAGUUUACUUUUGAUAUUUAUUUGAGCCAAAUUGUGAGGAAAUGUGCGCAUAUACCCAAAAUCCUUAAGCAUUUCUCUCUACUUUUCCUUUAUUUUAAUACAUGUAUAUAUAUAUAUAUAUAUAUAUAUAUAUAUAUAUAUAUAUAUAUAUAUAUAUAUAUAUAUAUAUAUAUAUAUAUAUAUAUGUAUAUGUAUAUAUACAGUAUAUAUACCAUAUUUUGUUGUUAAGUAUAAAUUUGGAAUUUGUGUAAUAUAUUGCUACUAAAUUAUAAAAAACAAAACCUUUAAUGUAAUUAUUUUGUCUUCCAAUGUAGCUUUGAUGCACUAAAAACUUUUAUUCCUUAAGAACCACGCCCAACAGAUUCUGUUAGUGAGAUGGUGUAUCUAGAGCCGUAAUCUUUUAAACAAUUUCCAAAUUGCCUUUCUGCGCUAAAUAAGCCAGUUGCUUAAUUUUUGCACUAUGUUUGAACUUUCAUUUUUACAUUUUGGUUAUGUAUUUGCAAAUAUCUCAAACUCUGCCGAACUAAAUAUUAAAUAUUCCUUCACAUAUAUUUGCUGAACACACUUAAAGUGUCCUUUUAAGAAGUAAUUGAUUUCAUGGUUAGACACACACACACACACACACAUUCCUGCACCACAGGUGUGUGUGCACAUUCCCCGUGUCCGGAGGGCCUUUCCCUGCAGUCACACAUGUGAUCCCACUAUCCCUGGACGUGAAAGAGUGUAAGGAUGAAGGGGUAGAAGGAGGGUGUGGGGUCAGAGUGGUAUCUUCUUACCAACACCAAGGGUAGUUAUGCAAAAAACCCUUCAUUUGUUGUGCACAGGUCCCUUUGUUCUGUAUAAUCAGUGAGUGCUUUGAAGCCUUUAGGGCCUUGAUUCUGUCUUGUCUAGUCUAAUUUACUGAUCAUCAAUGCCAGGGGCUCAUGGCUCAGCCAAUAAUUCAUAUGCCUGCACAGAUCAUCUGGGUAUGAGCUGUGUAAAGGCUUUUAUAGCAGGUAUCAGGUGGCUAAUAUCUACUAGAGAAGUCCUCCACAAGACGGAAGCAUUCAUGACUUUGAAAGAUGGGUAUUUAGUUGCUACAAAAGUGAAAUUUAAUUUCAAAGUGAAUAGUGAUCCAAAAAGGCUUGCAUUUGCAGCUCAGGUAAAAAUAAGUUAUGCAAGGUGUUUUGUAGAUCUCACAUCAAGAUCCUCUGCCUUAUUCCUCUUUUUUUUUUUUAACAAUCAGUAACAAAGCCUCAUUCCUAUCUCCCUUUGAUUUAGAGGAAAAGCAUGUUUCCCUGCUCUCUCCUCUGGAGCCUUUAUACGGUAGAGGACCUUACUUUAUUAUGGGCAAAAAUCAUGCAGCUAGAGAAACCACAUGUGUAUUUAUAUUUGUGUGGUUCCUUCAAAAAAAACCAAAGAUCUUCACAACUGCCUGUAAUAUUGUCAGGAUGUUAAGGAUGAGAAAGACGUGUGGCAAAUGAACCAUGUUUUGACUGAUCUCUAGUAUCAUUCUUUAUGCAAAACUAGGAAGCCAAAAUGUUCAAGUGAGUUGUAUUUUAUUGUAUAUUGGAUUAAAGAGCACAAUGUUACUUUUUUCUUUUUGUUUUCUUUUUACAACAUGCCCCUUUUCCUUUUCAUAUACCAAAAUGUUAAUUCAUCUUGCUCCUUUCAUUUCUUUUUAUGCUCAAAGCAUGUACAUCUGAAACUGAUAUGUUAAUUUAAGAAUCUCAUCUAUGUAUGUAAUGAUAUCGUUAAUGCUUCCAUAUUGAGUGCUUGUAAAGUUUGCGGAUAAUGUAGUUUUUAAUCAUUUUAAUUAAAAAACAUGUGUCUCA
Siniperca chuatsi (mandarin fish) is the source of this 4348-nucleotide messenger RNA. It is a transcript of the gene runx3, whose product is annotated as RUNX family transcription factor 3. Bases 250 to 1512 code for a protein of 420 amino acids. The transcript is spliced from 8 exons. Lineage: Eukaryota; Metazoa; Chordata; Actinopteri; Centrarchiformes; Sinipercidae. Gene Ontology annotation, cellular component: nucleus. The record is from RefSeq and is a predicted model, not a curated record. Gene Ontology annotation, molecular function: RNA polymerase II cis-regulatory region sequence-specific DNA binding; ATP binding; DNA-binding transcription factor activity, RNA polymerase II-specific. Gene Ontology annotation, biological process: hemopoiesis; regulation of cell differentiation; neuron differentiation.